UAAUGAUGACACUUAACACCUGUUUUGUUUCCAGAUAAAAAGCGGAAAACCCUAUUCUCAUAUUUUGGUACUGUAAAAGGAGGUACCAUGAUGUUUUUAUUUAACGAUGUUUUGUGACUUCAACAGGGACUGCGUGAUAAGGUCUCGGGCUGUUGACGCAGGAGCCCAAGGAACGCAACUAUGGAGAACAGAAGCUCCGUGCUCCACCUCGCCACAUUUGAAGCCCCGUACCCUGUGCAGGUGCUCAUAUUCAGCCUGUGCCUUUCCAUGUACCUAACGAUAACUGCCGCCAAUCUGAUGGUGCUCGUAACGGUGGCAGUAUCCACAGACUUACACAAGCCCAUGCACAUUUUUCUGUGCAAUCUCGCAAUUGGCGACAUCAUUAUCAGCACAGGUGGCUUGCCCAAGCAGCUGCAAGUUCUCCUGACAGGCGAUAGAGAGAUCCUGUACGUGUCAUGUGUCGCACAGAUGUUCACACUUCACAUAUCUGGCAAGAAUGAGAUUUUGACAUUGGCUAUGAUGUCUGUUGAUCGCUACCUGGCCAUCUGCUACCCAUUGCACUACCACACCAAGGUUACUGCAAAGAGAUCCAUUUUCACGGCAUUACUGUCCUGGCUGAUUGCAAUCGUUACAGUCAGUAUUAUAGUCAUCCUUCUCCUUUCACUUCAACUAAGCGAAAAAAACAGGCAAAUCCAGGGCAUAGUUUGUGAUAAUAUGGGAUUAUUAAAGUUGGCUGUCGGUGACACGAGUAAAAUGGAUGUUGUCUCAUCGUCAAUGGUUGCAACGUUGGUUGUAUUUCCUCUCUGUGUGGUUGCGUACACCUACGUUCGGAUUUUUAUUGAGUGCAAGAAUUCGAGCUCUGCGUUCAGGAGCAAAGCCCUGCACACAUUCGGCACGCAUUUCAUGGCACUCGCGGUGUUUUUCACGUCAGUUCUUUUUGACAUCCUUUUGCCGCGCUUUGUGAAGGAUGCCGACAGCGAGGGCGUCAACUUGAGAUGCGCCGCUCAGUUGGUGUUCUUGCUCAGCCCGAUUGCGAACGUGCUCAUUUACUGCCUACGCACCCUUGAGCUGAGGCUUGCAAUUAAUACGCAAUUCAACAAGAUAUUGAAAAAGGUGCAUUUCUGUCCAACAAUCAAAGUUAAUGUAUCAGAUCGUGGUUGAAUGAUGCUUAACACAAAGCAGAGUAUAGGCUAUACCUCGGUUAACACAAGAGAUAUGCAGUUUUAAUCAAUCUGAUUUAAAUCCACUUACCACCCUAUCUUCGUGUUUUACUGCAGUUUCUGACUAGCUCGCAGCGAAUUUUCUUUAAUGUAAUACAUAUAAAACUGAAGUUCUGUUAGUUGAUAAAAAAACCCAUCAAUUACCUCACAUCAUCAACCUACUGUACAUCGUCAUAUUUGUCA
Petromyzon marinus (sea lamprey) is the source of this 1403-nucleotide messenger RNA. RefSeq names its product olfactory receptor 4C3D-like. Lineage: Eukaryota; Metazoa; Chordata; Hyperoartia; Petromyzontiformes; Petromyzontidae. Gene Ontology annotation, cellular component: membrane. Gene Ontology annotation, biological process: detection of chemical stimulus involved in sensory perception of smell; G protein-coupled receptor signaling pathway. The record is from RefSeq and is a predicted model, not a curated record. Gene Ontology annotation, molecular function: olfactory receptor activity; odorant binding; G protein-coupled receptor activity.